UCCGUCAAAUAUAAAUGUCAAUAUCAGAAAAUACGAAAGAUGAUAAGUUCCCUGAUUUUAUCCAAAAACGCUGGCAGGCUGUUGCUUUCCCGUGGAUCGGCGUUACAAUCUCAGUGGCUUCGUGGGCAGAAGACCAUGCCGGUGUACGAUUACACCUGCCAGAAUCCUCCGAAGUGGGGUUACUCGGCCUUUGGGAGGGACCAGAAGACCUGGGGCGAGUGGACCUGUGCCCGGUUGGACGACCUGCUGAACUGGGGCCGCAAGGGAUCGCUGUGGCCCGUGACCUUUGGCCUGGCCUGCUGCGCCGUGGAAAUGAUGCACAUCGCCGCCCCCCGAUAUGAUAUGGAUCGUUUCGGAGUGGUGUUCCGGGCAUCUCCUCGCCAGGGAGACGUCCUGAUUGUGGCUGGAACUUUGACCAACAAAAUGGCACCGGCUUUUCGCAAAAUUUAUGACCAGAUGCCGGAACCCAGGUGGGUCAUCUCCAUGGGAAGUUGCGCCAACGGAGGUGGCUACUACCACUACUCGUACUCGGUGGUGCGGGGCUGCGAUCGGAUUGUUCCGGUGGAUAUUUACGUGCCCGGAUGUCCGCCCACCGCCGAAGCCUUAAUGUAUGGCAUUCUGCAGCUGCAGAAGAAGGUUAAGCGCAUGAGGACAAUUCAGAUGUGGUACCGGAAGUAAAUAAUAACAUAAAAAGAGUUAACUAAAUAAACGCCAUAG
This is a messenger RNA of Drosophila rhopaloa, 717 nucleotides long. It is a transcript of the gene ND-20L, whose product is annotated as NADH-quinone oxidoreductase subunit B 2. The transcript is spliced from 2 exons. Gene Ontology annotation, molecular function: quinone binding; 4 iron, 4 sulfur cluster binding; NADH dehydrogenase (ubiquinone) activity. The record is from RefSeq and is a predicted model, not a curated record. The coding region runs from base 40 to 678 and encodes 212 amino acids. Gene Ontology annotation, biological process: aerobic respiration; mitochondrial respiratory chain complex I assembly; electron transport coupled proton transport. NCBI's taxonomy places the organism in Eukaryota, Metazoa, Arthropoda, Insecta, Diptera, Drosophilidae.